AUGACAUAUGCUUUGUUUCUGUUGAGUGUGAUUUUAGUGAUGGGGUUUGUGGGGUUUUCUUCUAAGCCCUCCCCUAUUUAUGGGGGUUUAGUGUUGAUUAUUAGUGGUGCGGUUGGGUGUGCAGUUAUUUUAAAUUGUGGGGGAGGUUAUAUGGGUCUGGUGGUUUUUUUAGUUUAUUUAGGGGGUAUGAUGGUUGUUUUUGGGUAUACUACGGCAAUGGCUAUUGAGGAGUAUCCUGAGGCGUGAGGGUCGGGGGCUGAGGUGUUGGUGAGUGUUCUGGUGGGGUUAGUGAUGGAAGUGGGGUUGGUGUUGUGGGUGAAGGAGUGUGAUGGGGUAGUAGUGGCGGUGAAUUUUAAUAGCGUAGGGAGCUGGAUAAUUUAUGAGGGGGAAGGGUCAGGGUUGAUUCGGGAAGAUCCUAUUGGUGCGGGGGCUUUAUAUGACUAUGGGCGUUGGUUGGUGGUGGUUACUGGUUGAACAUUAUUUGUUGGUGUUUAUGUUGUAAUUGAGAUUGCUCGGGGUAAUAGG
Molecule: messenger RNA, 525 nt
Organism: Pongo pygmaeus (Bornean orangutan)
Lineage: Eukaryota; Metazoa; Chordata; Mammalia; Primates; Hominidae
Source: the annotation of a RefSeq genome assembly